UCCACGCUACACUCAGGGAGUGGAAGUGAAGAACACUUACGGAGGAGAGUUUAGCUGCCUGUUGCAUGCCAUGACAGCAUUUUAUCGGAUACUUCUCCUGUUAUCUGUGACUGUGGCCUCCAUAGAAACACGCAAACCCCAGCGGACAAAGCGCGGGUUACUUGAGUUGGCUGGAGCCAUCAAAUGCAGCACAGGGAGAUCUGCUUUGGCUUAUAUGAUGUAUGGAUGCUACUGUGGACUAGGCGGCCAAGGCUGGCCCAGAGACAGAGCAGACUGGUGCUGCCACAGACAUGAUUGCUGUUAUGGAGAUGCAGAACUUCUUGGCUGCUAUACAAAAACGAGCCAGUAUCAGUGGACAUGUGAGGACAAGACAGCCGAGUGUGAUGAUUUGAAGGACGAGUGCGAAAAGCUGCUGUGCAAGUGUGACAGAGAUGCUGCCAAAUGUCUGAGAAAAGCACCUUUCAUCCAGAAAUAUGCACUAUGGCCUGAUUUUCUAUGUGGCUACGACCAUCCAAUGUGCAAUAUUUACUGA
Molecule: messenger RNA, 532 nt
Organism: Archocentrus centrarchus (flier cichlid)
Lineage: Eukaryota; Metazoa; Chordata; Actinopteri; Cichliformes; Cichlidae
Gene: pla2g10
Product: phospholipase A2 group X
Exons: 4
Coding region: 71-532 (153 amino acids)
Biological process (GO): lipid catabolic process; phospholipid metabolic process; arachidonate secretion
Molecular function (GO): phospholipid binding; calcium ion binding
Source: RefSeq, a predicted model, not a curated record